UAGUCAGUCGGCGAUUGGUUAUUGAAUAAAAUAGACAUUCUAUUCUGAAAUAAAUAAUAUUCCGGAUAUUUUUCAUCAUGGACGUAACCGUUAUUGAGAAGUUACCAGUACUUGAGUUUUUCAAAGUUAAGCCCGACCAAUUAUGUGAAGUGAGGAAAUUAUUUAAUUUAGAAAAACCUGAAAGGAUAAAGGAAGCCAUACAGUUAUUGAAAGAUUGGUUGCAAAAGCAGGACUAUUUCAAUAAGAAGGAUUAUCCUGACGAAUACAUGGAGAGGCUUCUAAUUCUCAACAAAGGGUCAGUGGAGCGUGCCAAAUUAUGCUUCGACAAGUUAUGUACGUUCAGAACGAUUUGGCCUCAUUACUUCACCGCAGUUGACAUAAAUUCCUUCGAAGGAUAUUUUACAGUAUUUAAUAGCAUAGUACUGCCGGACGUGACACCCGAGUAUGCCAGAGUAAAUAUAUUUAAAGUAAACAGCAAUGUGCCAUUGGGUGCCGACCUCAUCAAGGAAUAUAUCAAGUACUCAAUUAUUCUGUGCGAGUACAUGAAAAAGUACGAUUAUCCAAAUGGAUUUGUUAUUUUGCUAGAUUACCGAGAUGUUAAUCUGUUAGAUUUGCUCGCAAUUCUAAGCCCUUCUCAACUUCAGCAGAUGGUGCAUUUGUACAUGGGAGGAUUUGGGAUGCGAAUUCAGGGUGUUCAUCUAAUAACGAAAUCGAAGUUAUCAGAUGCACUAGUGUCGCUCUUAAAGCAAGUGGUGAGCAAGAAACUCGCAGACAGGGUGCACGUUCAUCGAAGCUUGGACACCCUGUAUGACUUCGUUCCUAAAAAAAUAUUGCCGGCAGAAUACGGCGGCGAUGCCGAGCCUUUUGAUGUAAUGAUGGAAAAUUUCAUCAAGGAGCUUGGUUCGACCGAGCAUAUAGAAUACAUGAAGGAGACUCAAAAAGCGACGGUUGACCUGUCCAAAAAGCCAAAAGAUGGCUCCAUUGAUGACUACAUGGGCAUGUCAGGUUCCUUUAGGACUUUGAGCGUUGACUAAGCGAUCAAACUGAGUGGACGCUCGACUGGAGGCGACAAGCGUUUGAAAAACAUGCAAACAUAUGCGAGUUGCCUCAUUGCACGCUG
Molecule: messenger RNA, 1120 nt
Organism: Cydia amplana
Lineage: Eukaryota; Metazoa; Arthropoda; Insecta; Lepidoptera; Tortricidae
Product: alpha-tocopherol transfer protein-like
Exons: 6
Coding region: 78-1034 (318 amino acids)
Cellular component (GO): membrane
Molecular function (GO): phosphatidylinositol bisphosphate binding
Source: RefSeq, a predicted model, not a curated record